Linum tenue is the source of this 1499-nucleotide messenger RNA. Lineage: Eukaryota; Viridiplantae; Streptophyta; Magnoliopsida; Malpighiales; Linaceae. The record is from the annotation of a GenBank genome assembly.
AAGCUUCAGCUAAGAGUAAGAAAAAGGUGCAGAGAGACAGAGUAGGAAGGCAACAGAGAGUAGGGAAAAGAAAAGGAAGAAGAUGAUUCAAGACGAAACCCGGAAGGGUCCUUGGACAGAACAGGAGGACAUCCUCCUGAACAACUUUGUGCACUUGUUUGGAGAUCGACGAUGGGAUUUUAUUGCUAAAGUUUCAGGUUUGAAGGUGGCGGGAGACGCGUAAUAGGUUUGAACAGAACAGGAAAGAGUUGCAGGUUGCGAUGGGUUAACUAUCUCCAUCCUGGACUCAAGAGGGGAAAGAUGACCCCUCAAGAAGAGAAACUUGUGGUGGAACUUCACGCCAAAUGGGGAAACAGAUGGUCAAGAAUUGCUCGCAAAUUACCAGGGCGAACUGAUAACGAGAUCAAGAACUACUGGAGGACUCAUAUGAGGAAGAAGGCUCAAGAGAGGAAAAGGGCUGCUGCUACUAUGUCUUCUCCAUCAUCAUCGUCAUCAUCUAAUCAUUCCUCUUCUUCCAACACUACUACUAUGUACUCAUCACCUUUCCCAGAGGGCGGAGAAGAGCAGCCUAGCUUCUACGACACUGGAGGGAACCAUGUGGCAGCGGCAGUAGCUACAACUGGCAAAACUAACGAUCUAAUGCAGGUAGGUGACAAAGGAUACUCUAUGGAUGACAUAUGGAAAGACAUCGAGGGCACAAUAUUUGAACCAGUAGUUUCUGAAGGCUUAACUCAAGAAGGCUGCAAUUUCUCUGGCCCGCCUUCACUGGUUUCUCCAGACUGGGACUACUGCACUAAUGACACACUCUGGAAGCUGGAUGAUGAAGAGGAGAGUAAAAUGUUUCUUCCCUAUGACUACGGAACCGCGUUUUUAACUGGCUAGUAUAAAGGAAAUUCUUUAUUCAGAUUUUUGUUCAUACUACUGUGAUAUGUCUGCGAGGAAGCUCUAACCUGUAUAGCAAGGGGGUUUUCUUUUAAGCUUUUACUUCUUUUCCUAAUGUGUGGCCAUCUUAAUGCAUAAGCAAUAGAGCUAUGUCCUUGUGUCUUUUUAGUGUUAUGCUCAAUCCUCAGAAGUAGAAAGAGAGAUAGGCAUGCUACAUCUCCCUUGAGGAGAGUGUUUUAUGUUCAAGAAUGUGUAAUAGAAGACUAAGAGUACUAUCAAUAAGUUUCAAUCAAGCUAUAGUUUUUGCAUGAUAAUUGUCCAUAUUCAAAGAAUAGAAAUGCACAGUUGUAGCAAGGAACGAAAACACAGUAAGCAGAGCAGAUGAGCACAAUAUGGAUUAACUUAUUCUUUGUCCUUCCAAAAAAAAUAUGGAUUAACUUAUGCUUUUGUGCAUUUUGUGGAGAAAUUUAUGCCUGGUAUUGUUCAGUCUUGCUACUCUGAUCACAAGAGUUCAUGCAAAGGCUCAUAAGAAGUUGAUUAAGAUUGUGAAGGAGAAACAAGUCAUGAUGGACAGAUGAGUAGGCAAUGUGUCAAUGUGAGAAAUUUGGUAAAGUUAU